AUGAGUGAAACAAGCAACCCACUUCAACAACUUCAAAAAUAUAUUAUUGAGAAGAAUAUUAAUAGUUAUGAUUAUACUUGUUUUAGGAACGUUAAAUUAAUUAAAAACGAGAGAUUUACAAGAGUGUAUCGCGCUAUUUUUGAAAAUAAAAUUACUAUUAUAUUAAAAUCAUUUGAAAACAAUAAUCCAACUAUUAAUGAAGUUAUUAAUGAGAACGUCAACGGUGGAACAUUAAGAUCAUGUUUACAUGAAAAUUCACAACACCUAUCAUGGAAUGAUAUAAUUAAAUUUUCAUUUCAAAUUGCAAGUGCUGUUAGACAUUUACAUUCUAAAGGAAUAUUUAAUCUUGGAUUG
This is a messenger RNA of Dentiscutata erythropus, 354 nucleotides long. The record is from the annotation of a GenBank genome assembly. NCBI's taxonomy places the organism in Eukaryota, Fungi, Glomeromycota, Glomeromycetes, Diversisporales, Gigasporaceae.